This is a messenger RNA of Alternaria atra, 1623 nucleotides long. RefSeq lists its product as uncharacterized. The coding region runs from base 1 to 1623 and encodes 540 amino acids. NCBI's taxonomy places the organism in Eukaryota, Fungi, Ascomycota, Dothideomycetes, Pleosporales, Pleosporaceae. The record is from RefSeq and is a predicted model, not a curated record. The transcript has 3 exons.
AUGAACGUCUCUUCUAUCCCAGCUUCAGCGUGUGCUGCAAGCGCCAUAGCAUAUCCCACGGUAUUCGGUGCCGAGAUCCUGAAUCUUUCCGCCAACCUCGUUUUAAACUACUCCUCCGAAGUAUCGGAUCAGUACUAUUUCAACAACCCUUCCAUCAGUGUGAGAAACAUUGACUACUGCAACGUCACCGUCACAUACACGCAUCCCGGUCAGAACGACACAAUCAAUGUUGAGACAUGGCUCCCAAUGAAGAACUGGAACGGACGGCUUCAGGCUACCGGAGGUGGCGGCUGGGUCGCUGGUCGGUUCUUUCUGUCAUAUACUGCCAUGGCUGGAGCUCUUGGAAACGGCUAUGUUGCAACCACUACCGAUGGGGGUAUCGGCCUGAGCCUUGAACCAGAUCCGUGGGCUCUGAACAGUCCAGGAAAUGUAAACCUGUAUGCUCUCCAGAACUUUGCCUCCGUAUCUCUGAAGGAUCAGGCUACCAUUGCGAAAGAACUCAUUAAGGAGUUCUAUGGCCAGCCUGCGGAGUACUCCUAUUUUACAGGUUGUUCACAAGGUGGCCGCCAAGGAAUGAUGCUUGCCCAACGCUAUCCAGAAGCGUAUGACGGCAUUGCCGCGGCGGCACCAGCUCUUAACUGGGCUCGUCUCUUUCCUGCGGUUUCGUGGCCACAGGUCAUGAUGGAGCUCACCGGGCAAUUUCCCCCAAAAUGCGAAUUAGACGCGGUCACAGCUGGUGCCAUUGCAACUUGCGAUCCACAGGAUGGCGUCACCGAUGGCAUUAUUAGUGACCCUGCUGCCUGCUCCUUCGAUCCCUUCUCCAUGGUUGGUAAGAUUGUUAACUGCAAUAACGAAACUACUACGAUCAGCAACGCAGCUGCCACUAUCGCCAACCUUAGCUGGACAGGGCCCCGAAAAGCUAGUGGAGAUUUCCUCUACUACGGUCUCGAUUACCAAUCUCGACUUAGUGGCACUGGAGAUCAGAGCACCACUGCAGCUCUGGGCUUAGCGAUGACAAGUUGCACUUUGAAUGGAACUUGUAUAGGAUCGCCUACUGGACUCGGAGAAGCCUGGCUGAAGUUCAUGGUCAAGAAGGAUCCUGAUUGGGACUAUACAAAGAUUACCUCAGUUGAGGAAUACGCACGCCUAUUUCAGGUUUCUGUCCAGGAGUUUGACUCGAUCAUUGGGACGUUUGAUACUGACCUCUCUGCAUUUCGCGAUGCGGGCGGCAAAAUGAUUACUUAUCAUGGCAUGGUAGGUUACAACCCCGCAAUCUCCUCUUCCUUCGUUAGAGCCGACGGUCUCAUUCUUCGACAAGGAACCAACGAAUACUACGAUCGUGCCACAGAGCAGACACCAAAUGUCAAGGACUUCUUCCGCUACUUCGAAGUCCCAGGGUUAGCGCACUGUGCUGGUGGAGUAGGAGGACAGCCUACAGCGACGUUCCAAGCGCUGGUCGACUGGGUGGAGAGAGGCGUCAUUCCGGACACGCUGCCGAUCAACUUCAAGGAUACAAAUGGGACGCAGUACGAAAGAAUUCUGUGCCCUUACCCGGAGAAAGCGCGCCUUUUGUCUGCCGGUUUAGAUGUGACAAAGGCGGAGUCUUAUAAAUGCACUUUGUAA